CAGAGGAGACACACAACAAUUGGCGCUGUGAGAUCUGACAAUUCAUUGAUGACCCAAUCCAGCAUUUCACCAUGUAGUUUCAGAGAGAGAGCUAACACCUGGCCAGAAGGAGAUGAACAUGGGAAAAAGCAUCAAACCAACAGCGAACAUCAGGUGUUUAUAAAAAAGCACUCAAUUAGUGCAAUAUAUACAGAUGAAUCCAACCCUGUUAAUAUUUUGAGAGAUAAUUUUCAGACAAUGUCAGCAGUGCCCAGAGAUCCAAUCAAAAAUAUCUGCUCUUAUCUAUCUCUGGGGUCCACACUUAGCUUCUCUCUCCCCCAAGAUUUUAUGCUGCUUAACGGUAGAGAUGCAGACCUACAGAGCUCAGAGGAACAUCCUCCAUCCACUCCAGUUUUAAUUGGCUCAAACAACCAACCAUCACCUGCAGCUUUGCCAGUAGGCUCCUCAAAUUUAACUCUUAAUCAGAUACCGCAGUUGGCAUUGGAGGUGCAGCCAACUUUGACUUUACAAGGAAAGUCAAACCAUGAAACAAUUUAUGUGUUAGACAAGUUAAUAUUGGAUGCCAGUGAUAAGACUGAGAAGCAGCAACAUGACACACAUGCACAAGGGACGAUGGUCUCUACAAAGGAGUUCUGUCAUUGGGAAAUGGGAAAAGAGCAAGAUAUGGGGCAACACACUAGUCGUGAACAAAGCAGUGAGUUCAAAGAAGCUUUAACUGUAGUUGGUCACAUACCCACAACCACCUCCAGCAGCAGUACUGGUCCAUCACACAGUCAUAAGUGCCUUAGUGUCCACAGCAGGAUCAUGGAUUUGAAUGGACAUAUAUACCAUGCAUCCAGAUACAUGCAGUGGACUUGGAAGACAAAUUCUGUGUUGUUAGAAAUCAAACACAAGCCUAACCAGCUGCCUGAUUCCAAGCUAGGAUCAAACAAGUCAAAUCGUGUAGUGUUCUGUGGUGAAAGAGAAUGUACAGUGUGCUGCAGUGGUCUGGAAGAGCAGUCACCUGCUGCUCCAAUUACAGAAGACGGGGUUGAAGUACCACAACCUUCUCAUUGGCAGUUCCAGGAGGAAGAAGAGGAACUGGAUGAUAUCUGGAGAAGAAAAGUGGAUGAUGUUGCAUCUGACUGGGCUGUCGAAAGAAAAGAGGUCAGAAGACAGGAUUGUCUGUACAGAUCAACAAAGGACCAGUGUCCCUUACACUCCAUGGAUAGAGUUAAUACUUUAGUUUCCUGUGAUGCCACCAGAUGGCCUACUCGUCGCACAGGGUGCAUUUUGCAGAAAGCAGAAAAGAAGAGGAGAGGUUGCUCCUGGUGCCUUCCUACAGCUACCCCUACCAUAAAACUGAUCUAGGGUCAGCUUCCUCUGUGUCAUCUCCUUUGCCAGUCAUUGGGAGAAGUCAAAACUGCAACUAAAUCAGCUUACAUGGUUCCUCAUUGCUGUUUAAAGCUCUUGGAUGUGUUUCAGAUAUAAAUAUAUCCUUAGAAUAACCUGCGCUGAGUGAUAUCAGAUGUUCGUCUGUGCUUUCUAUAAAGUGUUUUGAUGACAGUAACAGACUGUACAUAAAAAAUACAUUGCACUGGCACAUUUGUAAAACCUGUAAACUAAACUUAUAAAAAGCUUUCUUAGCAGGGACGCGAAAGGUACUUUAAGUUGGGGGUGCUGAAAUUUUAAGGAGCGAUGUAUUACGUGGCUGAUGCCAUUAAGCAAGAUGAUUUGCCUUUUUUAAUUGAUUUUUUAUUUUUAUUUAUUUAUUAGUUUAAUUUGCGUCAAACAGAACAUGUCAAAUAGUGUUAU
Messenger RNA from Colossoma macropomum (tambaqui), 1794 nucleotides. RefSeq lists its product as uncharacterized. The record is from RefSeq and is a predicted model, not a curated record. NCBI's taxonomy places the organism in Eukaryota, Metazoa, Chordata, Actinopteri, Characiformes, Serrasalmidae. The transcript has 3 exons. Bases 49 to 1350 code for a protein of 433 amino acids.